CCAAUUUCCCCCUCUCUGCUCUCCUCAUUUCCUACCACCAGGCCAUUGGAACUUGCAAAAUCUCAACUGAACUUUGAAAAGGGCAAAAAAUAAAGAAAAAAACUUGUUCACCCACCUGAUAUGGAUGAUAGCUUUUCUGUGGAAUACUGGCAUAACGAUUUCUUUUGGCUCGACGCUCCCAUUUCUGUCCCCGUCCCCGCCUCCACCUCCGCUCCCGCGAGACAGAUAAGUGCUUUCGUACCAUAUCUAACUCGACCGGCUACCGGAUUGGGACAAGAAAACAAUCCAACAACUAGUGCUGCCGCCGCCACUGUCACCACCACCAGCAGCAGCUAUAAUUCUAGGAAUGUCAACAAGAGGAUGGUUGAGUAUUGGAGGAAACAUUGGCAUGAAAAGAAAGAACCAACUUCCCUAGGAGAUUUUGAGAGAGAAAAAUGUCACCGGCACAUGUUGAACGAGAGGAUGAGGAGAGAGAAACAGAAACAGAGUUAUUUGGCACUUCACUCCAUGCUCCCAAAAAAUACUAAGAAUGAUAAGAACUCGAUCAUUCAAAGCGCGACGAGAACAAUACAAGAAAUGAAAGCCUUAGAGAAGACUUUAAAGAGAAGGAACUUAGAGUUGGAGAUGGCAAUAGCAAGGAAGAAGAAAGAAAAGGAAAAAGGGACAACACCAAUAAUAAAUGUAGCAUUGUCCAACCCUUCUUGUGGGAUCAACUCGAUGCUGGCUGUUCUCAAUUUUCUCAAAACUGUUGGAGUAAAUUCCAAAGCCAUUCAUGCCACUUUCUUCAACUCUCAAUUUUCAGCCCAAUUAGCCAUUGAUACCCAUAUGGGAGCUGCCGAAGUAGAAAGAGCAUUGCAGGUGACGCUAGACGAAGCCGAAAGGAAAUUUCAAAGGCAAUGCAAGGAAGGAUCCAAAGAAAUAAAAGAAACCCAUUUUAAUUUUAACAAUAGUAGAGGGACCCACCAUGUGGGUCCAGAAUUUGAAAGCUAAAUAGCCAUGUGGACACGUGGGAAAUUAGAUAUAUUUUUUUAAUAUUGUUUUUGCGUGUCUUAUUGAAAAUAAAUAUUUUUAUUUUUCUUUUGCUAUAUUAUUGUGUGUCUUUGACUUGUACUUCUAAUCAUGUGGAAUUAA
Molecule: messenger RNA, 1131 nt
Organism: Benincasa hispida (wax gourd)
Lineage: Eukaryota; Viridiplantae; Streptophyta; Magnoliopsida; Cucurbitales; Cucurbitaceae
Gene: BHLH92
Product: basic helix-loop-helix (bHLH) DNA-binding superfamily protein
Molecular function (GO): protein dimerization activity
Source: RefSeq, a predicted model, not a curated record